This is a messenger RNA of Mesocestoides corti, 519 nucleotides long. The record is from the annotation of a GenBank genome assembly. Lineage: Eukaryota; Metazoa; Platyhelminthes; Cestoda; Cyclophyllidea; Mesocestoididae.
GAAGAAAACGCCCAAGACCCCUAUGCAGACGGUUUGGCAUUCACCGACCUCAGUCAGGUCUCCUCCACCUUGUCCUCCUUCUCUCCUCCACAUCCACCACCACCCAGCCCUCCGCGCGUCCAAACGCAAAACUCGAAGCCACUUUUGGCCCGUGGCCGCCGUCGGACGGAUGUGCCAACGUCAAACGUCUCAGCACCACCCGUUCCACCCGGCCUUAAUCCAGCCUUUUCCCCACACAUGCCGCUCUCCUUGUCAGGCAAGCUGAAGUCGAUUGGGGUAUCCGUCUCUGGUAGUCUUGAUGGCGUGGACCUUCGGUCGUCAGAGAACUGCAACAAUGAAAGCAAGCAAAAUAGCGCCAUUGAUGAAAGACCGGUUGAGUGGUCUGUGCUUAGAGCCAGUAAUAAGAAGAAGAAGGAGGAGAAGAAGAAAUUUUUGCUCGUCUGGCCGAACUCCGGCGCCGCAAUGACCUUUGCCGUUGCAUUUGCUCACCAACUAUCCAGUCGAAACUCAGGUCUGUAA